Messenger RNA from Fonsecaea erecta, 588 nucleotides. RefSeq lists its product as hypothetical. The transcript has a single exon. The record is from RefSeq and is a predicted model, not a curated record. Bases 1 to 588 code for a protein of 195 amino acids. Lineage: Eukaryota; Fungi; Ascomycota; Eurotiomycetes; Chaetothyriales; Herpotrichiellaceae.
AUGUCCCUCGCGGUGCAUGUCAUGGAGUCAGCCAUGGAGGCGUUGACAACCCAUUUUGACCGGGCGUUUGCUCUUGCGUUCGACGAGGCAUUCCAUGAGCGCCACAUCAAGCGAUUUGACGACGAGUUCAGCCCGAUCUACAGGCCCAGAAUCAAUGAGAUCGGCCAACUUUUCUUCGAUAAGACCUACGAUGAGGUGAAAGCCAACAUUGAGGGCGACAUCCGGGAAACGUUCAUGGAUACGAUCGGUGGGGAGGUGGUACGCCGCAUCCCCGGCGGGUUGGUCCCUCGCGCCCGCGAGUGGUUGCGACGCCACGUCAGGUAUUGCAUUGCGGCCAGCGGGGGUAUUACUCACGAACGUGACUUGCGUGCUGUCGAGAACCUGAUCCGCAACUAUUGCGACGAAAAUGUUCACAGGGCCCUCCUCUUCGGCGCGUGCGACGAGCUGUACGGCGAAGAAUUCCGCAAAGUCUUCUUGGAGAAAGGUGACCACCUAUUUGCCAACACAUUCAACGCGGCUUUCGACACGGCUUUCACUGAGAUUUUCGACAAGAACUUUGAUGACGUGCGUGCCGCACUCCUCGGGUGA